GUGCUUGUCUUUGACUAUAUUAUUUCCAUAAUUUGUUUCUAAAUCGUCUUCGUCAACAAUCCCUGCUCUUCCUUCUAUUUGGGUUGAGGAUUUUCUCAGAAUUCAUCCUACAACUAGGGUUUUGGACCGUUUUUCGUUCGGUUUUAUUGCUUUAUCAGGAUUCAGAAGCCUCGUAGUUUAGUUGAUUCUUGAUUUUCUCAUAAUUCAGGACAACUUAAUCUUUGAAAUGUUGGCUGUGGUCCUCCGAACAGCCCUUGAUGCAAGCGGGAUUUGGUUUUUGUGCAGUGUAUGCCUCGAAACCUGGUGUCAUUUGAUGCUCAAAAAUUGAAGUAACCCACUAGAAUAUCUUUGGGGAUGAAAAGUGCCAGAGAUUGGGUUUUCUCUCAGUUGAUGUACAAGUCACUGGUCUCAUUAAGGCUAUUAUCAAGCAGUGGUAAUGUCUAUGAUGAGGGACAUCAGGGUGAAGAAUAUGUUGAUCAAGGUUCAACCCACUCAGCUAGUUUGGUAGUGUCACCAGAUCCUUCUAAUUUGUUGAACUUGUCUAGUGGUAAUCAGAGCAAUCAGCAUAGUAGCACCUUGCAUCAGGUUUCAGAUAUAGGACUUUCCCAAUAUCAACACAACAUCAAUGGAGGACAGAAGGAUACUUUGGCAAAGAUUGAGGACCUCCGAGUUAAAUUCUUCCGCCUGCUUCUGCGCUUUGGUCAGUCGGAGGAAAAUCUCCUUGUUGCAAAGGUUCUUUAUCGUAUGCACUUGGCAACUGUAAUUCGUGCUGCGGAAUCAGAUCUGAAAAGAGUCAGCCUUGGUAGAAGUAGAGCACGAGAAAUUGCAACCCAACAGGAAGCAUCUGGUCUUCCUGAAUUGGAUUUCUCCUGCACAAUACUUGUUCUGGGAAAAACUGGAGUUGGUAAAAGUGCUACCAUAAAUUCUAUAUUUGAUCAAACAAAAACCAUUACUGAUGCAUUUCAACCUGCUACUAAUUGCAUCCAAGAAGUUGUGGGAACUCUAAAUGGGAUUAAAGUCAGAGUUAUUGAUACCCCUGGUCUCCUGCCUUAUUCUGCUUGUAAUGUAAAGAGAAAUAAGAGGAUCCUGCAUUCUAUAAAGAGAUUCAUUCGAAAAUCCCCACCAGACAUUGUUUUAUACUUUGAACGACUGGAUUUUAUGAAUGCUGGAUAUAAUGACCUCCCCCUUUUGAGGCUAAUAACUGAAAUAUUUGGCUCGGCAAUGUGGUUCAACACCAUCCUUGUCAUGACUCAUUCUUAUUCCGCAAUUCUGGAAGGACCCGAUGGAAAAAUUGUUAAUUUGGAUUCAUAUGUUUCUCAAUGUACUAACUUAAUGCAGCAUAAUAUAAAUCAGGCAUUGUCUGAUACAAGACUUGAAAACCCUGUCCAUUUGGUUGAGAACCAUCCCCAGUGUCCAAGAAAUGUUAUGGGGGAGAAAAUUCUUCCAAACGGACAGGUUUGGGUAUCUCAACUCUUGUUAUGUUGCAUUUGCACCAAAGUCUUAGGUGAUGUCAAUUUCCUCCUUAAAUUUCAAAACAGUCUGGAACUGGGGCCUGUACGUGGUGCUCGAGUACCUUCUCUGCCCCAUCUGGUCUCCACCCUUUUGAAUCGCUCAGUACCCAGUCCAAGUGGAAUGGACUAUGAAAUUGAUGAAAUUUUACUCUCAGAUUUGGAGCAAGAAGACGAAUAUGAUAAAUUACCGCCUAUCCGAAUAUUGUCAAAAUCUGAAUUAGAAAAGUUGUCCAAGUUGCAAAGAAGAGAGUAUCUGGAUGAGCUAGAUUACAGGGAGGCUCUUUACCUAAAGAAACAUUUGAAAGAAGAGUCUCGUAGACACAAGGAGGAGAUGAUAUUGAAAGAGAAAAAUUUGUCGGAUAGUGAGCAUCCUGAUGAUCAGCAGGCAUCUUCAGAGCCUCUUCUAUUACCGGAUAUGGAUCUUCCUCCAAGUUUUGAUUCAAAUUGCCCUCUUCAUAGAUACCGCUACCUUGUGACAACUGACCAAUGGCUUUCUAGACCUGUUCUUAAUCUCCAUGGAUGGGAUCAUGAUGUGGACUUUGAUGGUAUAAACUUGGAGAUAGCCACACAAAUGAAGAAGAAUGUAUUUGCUUUGGUUACGGGACAGAUAAAUAAGAACAAGCAGGAUUUUAGUAUUCAAUCUGAGUGCACUGCAACUUAUGUGAAACCUAAGGGUCCUACGUAUUCCAUAGGUGUUGAUGUUCAAUCUGCUGAUAAAGACUUGGUUUGUACAGUUCAUAGCAACACCAAAUUUAGAAGCAUAAAGCACAAUAUCACUGAAUGUGGAGUCUGCAUUACAUCUUUCACAAAGAAUCAUUAUCUGGGUGCAAAGAUUGAGGAAAAUGUUUUACUUGGGAAUCGACUAAAAUUCACCAUGAAUACCGGACAAAUGGUGGGUGGUGGACAAGUUGCCUAUGGUGGUAGUUUUGAAGCUUCUGUACAAGGGGGAGAUUAUCCGGUUAGAAAUGACAAUGUUAGUCUGACAAUGACGGUCCUUUCCUCCAAUAAGGAGACGGUGUUGAGUGGAAGCUUAAAAUCUGAGUUUAGGCUGAGUCGAAGCAUCAAAGCAUCUGUUAGUGCUAAUCUCAACAGUCACAAAAUGGGGCAGAUGUGUAUAAAGACAAGUAGCUCUGGGAAUUUACAAAUUGCUCUUGUUGCAAUUUUCUCAAUUUUCAAGAUGCUACUGCGUGGAAAGACAACUGAGAAGAUUAGCAAGGAAGAACUUGAAGUGGUGAACUAAUCAACACCCAAGACUUAGACCUGGACGUCAUUGCCCCAGGGAAAGAAGGUUAGAAAAGUUCAUAGUCAUAAUUCUUUGUAAAGGUUAUGCAAUUAAUGUUCUUUCUUCAUGCUUGAGAAGCCUAUUUUGGGAAGUGUAAUAGGUAAGACCACCGGCUUUAGUCAGUAGCUUGUUGAUAAUAAAUGAUAAUAUAGCUGAGGCCAUUGAGAUUUAUAUAAAGUAAAAUAAAGUCAUGACUGUAGAGUCAAGCAGAGGAAAGGUUUUUGUUGGUUUCUUUUCUUUUGGUUUUUUUUCCCCUUUUGUGAUUUGUUUUAAAAAAAGUUGAAAUAUGAAUUUUCUUACAAAACGGAAAUUUUUCUUUUAGCCCGUGCAAUUUGUAUAGUUUGUGCAGGUAGUUUCUUAUAGUGCCUUGUAGAAGCAUGCUUCCAUCUCUUUUCCUUGUAAUGAAUGACACUGACCUCUUAUUGAGAUUUAACUGAAUUUUACUUUGAGAGUUGUCUUGUUUCAAA
This is a messenger RNA of Prosopis cineraria, 3260 nucleotides long. RefSeq names its product translocase of chloroplast 90, chloroplastic-like. The transcript is spliced from 3 exons. Gene Ontology annotation, biological process: protein targeting to chloroplast. Gene Ontology annotation, molecular function: GTPase activity; GTP binding. The record is from RefSeq and is a predicted model, not a curated record. The coding region runs from base 355 to 2751 and encodes 798 amino acids. Lineage: Eukaryota; Viridiplantae; Streptophyta; Magnoliopsida; Fabales; Fabaceae. Gene Ontology annotation, cellular component: chloroplast outer membrane.